CGAAUAAAUAUUUUCCGCGAGUGCGCAUGCGCAGUCCUCUGUCCUCUGUUGCCACUCAGUUGUUGUAGUUACCAGGAAGAUUAAGCGCGAUGAUCAAUUGGCCUUGGAGAUACCAGCUAGCAGUAAGCAGGCGCUCAGGCAUAAAGGUGGAGGUGAUAGGUGCCAUGAUAAAACCUGCACGCUUGAUCCCAGGAAGAUUUCACUGGGCAGCUCGUCCCCUCUUACUGUGAGGAUGCCAGCUGUGAUCCGGGAUAAGGAGGACUCUGAGUCCUCCUCAAAGAACGAGCAUGAAGACCAUCCCUGCAUCGCCUGGAGCGGCCUUAGGAAGACCGUCCCAGUUCUCUUGUUUUUCCCUGAAGCUGUUGUCUCAAAAGAUGCCAACAUCUGCUCUGCUGGAGGGCGAUAUCACAUGGCCUUCAAGAUCGUGCGCACGGAGAGCCGCCUGGUGCGAGAACUGCUCACCAAUCACGGAUUCCAUGAGGUUCACCAGAACAGUAACGACUUCAACCUCAUGUGGACAGGGUCUCACCUCAAGCCUUACUUACUACGCAGCCUACAAGACUUCCAGAAGGUCAACCACUUUCCCAGGUCGUAUGAACUGACGCGCAAAGACCGCCUGUAUAAAAACAUCCAGCGAAUGCAGCAGACUCACGGCUUCAAAGACUUCCAUAUCGUUCCUCAGACUUUUGUGCUUCCCUCUGAGUACCAGAAAUUCUGCAAUUGUUUUGCCAGGGACAAGGGUCCAUGGAUUAUAAAACCAGUAGCAUCUUCAAGAGGGCGAGGCAUCUACUUGGUCAGCAAUCCAAAUCAGAUCUCAAUGGAUGAAAACAUCUUGGUGUCUCGCUAUAUUAAUAACCCACUACUGAUAGAUGAGUUCAAGUUUGACAUGCGGUUGUACGUGUUGGUAACUUCAUACGAUCCACUCCUUAUCUAUUUGUAUGAGGAGGGCCUGGCCAGGUUUGCCACAGUCAAGUAUGACCAGACUUCAAAGAGCAUUAAGAACACAUUCAUGCAUCUCACCAACUACAGCGUGAACAAAAAGAGCAGCGAUUAUGUCAGCUGCGAUGACCCUGAAGUUGAGGAUUAUGGGAACAAGUGGAGUAUGAGUGCAGUGUUGAGGUAUUUGAAGCAGGAGGGGAAGGACACCACAUUGCUGAUGAGACAGGUGGAGGACCUCAUCAUCAAAGCAGUACUGAGUGCUGAGCUGCAGAUAGCCAACGCCUGCAAGAUAUUUGUUCCCCACAAGACAAACUGCUUUGAGCUGUAUGGUGUUGACGUGCUCAUUGACUCAAACCUCAAACCCUGGUUGCUAGAGGUGAAUCUUUCUCCCUCCCUAGCCUGUGAUGCACCCUUGGAUCUGAAGAUAAAGGCCAGCAUGAUUGCAGACAUGUUUUCGCUUGUGGGCUUUGUGUGUCAGGACCCCCUGGACCCCGGCCUCAAGCACCAAGCAGCUCAAAAAACACAGAAACCUCUUUCUGCAACGACAGCCACUGCCCGCAGCAGAUUGCGACAGAGGCCCGCAUCAGCCAGUAACUCAGAAACAGAGGGAUCCAAGGACAAGCAAGGAGCUAAACAGGGCCAAAGAGACAGCACUCUGAGCUUGACUGCUGAGGAGAUCAAAGUGCUGAGGAGGAUAAAGGAGGAGUACGAGAGACGAGGAGGAUUCAUUAGGAUUUUUCCCACUGCAGAAACAUGGGAGCUUUAUGGUGGAUAUUUGGAGUCCAAGACAUCAAUGAACUACAAGUUGGCAAACAGACUUUUCCAUGAAAGGAAUGUGAACGGGAAUGUGCAGCUGCAGGUGGACGCCGUCCACGGCUGUCACGUUGUCCAGUAUGAGAGGAAGCUGCCGCCUCUGGAGGCACAUAAAGUCAGCAGUGACCCAGACAUCAAGGAUGCUGACAGCCAGCCUUCUGUCCAGACUUUGUCUGAAGACCAACAGGCAGAUGUCAGAGCUGGUAAAACCCAGCCAGAGGUCCAGGCCUCCCAGCACUACUCCGACUUCCCUGCCACUAUAGACUGCACACCCAUUCAUCCACAGCACUGCUCUCCUGCCCCGACCUCCCCGCCUCUCCAUUGCCCGCCACCGCCGCCACCUCCUCAGCCACCAUCCUAUGCGCAGUCCCUGGCAAAGUCUCACUUCUGCCAUUCCGAGCCUCUUUCCGACCCUCCUGCGUACACCUCUGCAGUUGUGGUCACUCAGCCCCCGAGAGCAAUGUGGACAGCUGUUUCCACUGGCUCUAACACACUCUGUACUGGGCAACCAACCCAGAAGCUCAGGAGGAUUAAGCCCUUUACCUCAUCACCGUCCAGCUCUGGAGCAGCCUCUUCCAUCCCAUGUGCCAUGCACAUCUAUAGCCAGACGCUUUCUAGACCCAUCUCUGCAGGGCAAGGGAUCAAGAGGAGCAGCUCCAGUAAGCUGAUGUCAAACUCAUCAGGGACAUUCCAAGAGUUAAGCUCCCUGUCUGCCCAGGUCCAGUCUAACCAGCAGGCCUUCAUCUCAGCACUGCCAAAGAUGGCCGACAAGCAGGUCGCUCGCCACUAUGCCACCUCAAGUCAAAUCAACCUGCUGACGCAACACCUGAGCAACAUGAUCCUGGCCAACAGGAUGCUGCUGGGCAGAGAGAGCUACACGCUGAACCCUAAAGUACGACAUAGUGCACCUACACCCCAGGGCCCAGUGAAGGCUGUUCACUCUGGACCAGAUCGAUGUAGCAGCACCAGCCACAGGCCGUUGAAGAAUGAGAAGGGCCUCUGGGACGAGCAGGUGUGCCAGAGUGCCAACAGUUUGGUGACGGGGAUGAACUACCAGCAGCACUACCAGCCCGCCCAAGGAAGCUACCAGCUUCAGUUUGCUAUCCAGAAACUACAACAGCAGAGACUCCAGUCUCAACAGCUGCUGGACCAGAGCCAUUGCAGAUACCAGGCUCAGUUUCCAAACCAGACAACGUCUCCACACUCCCAGGCUCCCACAGAUUCAUCCAGCUGCCCUCCACCCGGCUAUCAUGUCCGGCCCGGUCAUGGUCAUGGCCACAGUCACGUCCGAACUUGUGUUAGUCCCGUUCUCGCCCCGAAGCCACCCAGCGAUGCCAGAGAGGGGCAGACCAGGAAAAAUGCAAGGAAGCGCCUCGUCAAGCAGAUGUCUGCGGAGAGUUCGGCCAGUGGAAGCGGGUCCAGCGACCAGCAUACAGUCUACAAAGCCAUCUGUGGCCAAACAGGUCUUUCUGUGUACCACAAGCUGUUCCAGGGCCAGCAACCUGCUCACAGAUGACAGGAAGGCAACCAGAGGCCCGUCCUGCCCCUCUGCUGGCCUGACAGGUGUCUCUGCAUGUAACUACAUCCUCACAGAGGUGUAUUCUGGGAAAGGACAACAGCAGCACAUGAAAGCAUGCCAGACAUCGAACAGGGCCCUAUUAACUUCUCGGUGAUACAGCCACAGACAUGCGAGAGGAUGGUCGGCGAGGCCAGGAAUGCCCAGCUUUGACGCAGGUCGGGAUUUUGUUGCUCAGCUCAACAUCAGUUGGCCUUUUCAGCUCUCCUCUCCCCCCCUUCUCCCCCUUCCCCUCAUCCCUCUCGGCUUUACUCAGUCUUUAUACCAACAGUUGUGCGCCCUCAUUCCCUCCAUUCUACUGAUGCCACACAGAGAUUUCACUGACAGAUAGCCUUCAGCAGAUGCUUCCUCAAUGCCCCAGCGGCAUUCUACAUAGGGGAUUCAACAAUUUAUUCUUUACUCGUGCAUGAACUGCAUGUGCUCCGCGAGCCAUUCAUGCUGACUUUUUCUUCCUAUAAAGUUACACAAACAGGUAAGGUGGGGCUUUGCUAACAAAGGGUUUUGUAGAGGUUGCCUGUGCAGCUCCUCCCCUCACUCACAUGAAGAAGUUUCUUUCACGUGUGGCUUCUGGCAUCAGAAACUCCAACUCCUGGCCCUUGUUUGACGCCAAAUUUCUGCCAAAUCACACUCCAUGGCCAUUGCCUAAGAAUGUGCUAGAGUAAAGCAUCCUUAAGGCUGAAAUUGUGAGUUUGAAUACGAAAUGGCAGCCUUUUCACCCUUGACGAUGUAAACCCGAUGCCAGGCAGUUUUAUCAGCUAUAUAGUUGGCUUGUGAUUGUUACUGUAAACUGUUGAGAUGUUGUUGUUGUUGGCCUUAGAUGGACCAAAUGUAAUUUUAAAAGGAAAUAAAUUAUUGUUAUUGCAUCAGUAUAUAUUUAGUGUUUACCAUAAGGCCUUUUUUCUGGCCGGUUCUGUAGCUCAAAGCAUAACAUAAAGAGGAAUUAUGGUUAUGCACAGCCUUGCCUACAAUGAAGGUUAAUGCUGCACCAGCAGACAAUGUCCUCGUGGAUAUUCUGCUGCUUGGGACCAUGUAGUGAGUUCACUCAGGGCGUGUUAAUAGAAUAAAACAUAUCUGUUGUAUAUCAAGAGAUUCAGCAUAUGUUUAUGAUGUCUGUGUCAGGAAUACUUGAAUUUCAUGCAUGUCUUUUUCAUAUCAACUGAUGAUUCCCAUCAGGAUGAUUUUGCACAGAUUGUAAUUUCAAUGCAGUACAACAGAACUGGUUUUAAUACACUUACUUGAUGGUAUUUCUUUUGUAGUGAUGUUAAACGUUGUGGAUUUACUGCUGUCAAUGCCAGUGCAUGCUGUGUUACAAGAAUCCAACAGUGGAAUCCCAAUCGGUGUGUAUAUUCUCCUGUUGUUUACAGUCAGGCAUUUAAUCUGUUAAACUGCUGAUUGUUCACAGCACACAUGCAUGGAAAUGUAAUAUUUCAUGGAUUCAUCUUGGCAGUCUGUAUGAAACAACAUGAGAAGGGAAGACCUCGAAAACAUUAAAACAUGCUGAUCGUG
Molecule: messenger RNA, 4834 nt
Organism: Acanthopagrus latus (yellowfin seabream)
Lineage: Eukaryota; Metazoa; Chordata; Actinopteri; Spariformes; Sparidae
Gene: ttll5
Product: tubulin tyrosine ligase-like family, member 5
Exons: 26
Coding region: 233-3268 (1011 amino acids)
Biological process (GO): microtubule cytoskeleton organization; protein polyglutamylation
Cellular component (GO): cilium
Molecular function (GO): tubulin binding; tubulin-glutamic acid ligase activity
Source: RefSeq, a predicted model, not a curated record